Drosophila albomicans is the source of this 1642-nucleotide messenger RNA. RefSeq lists its product as uncharacterized. Bases 373 to 1626 code for a protein of 417 amino acids. NCBI's taxonomy places the organism in Eukaryota, Metazoa, Arthropoda, Insecta, Diptera, Drosophilidae. The transcript is spliced from 2 exons. The record is from RefSeq and is a predicted model, not a curated record.
UGAUAUAAUUUCUUAUAGUUCAACAGAAGAUUUGUUUCAAAUUUGCAAGUCAAGUUUGAUUAAAACGUUGUUCACGUUGUGCAAGCACGGGACUAAAAGCAAACUAGCUUAUAAGCACAGAGAGACCCCUCGAGAUAGAUUUAUUGGGGUGCGGUAAUCACAAAGCAACACAAUUCUUACAAAUACAAUAUCAUCUCUAUAAGCUUCUCAACGGCAAUAAACAUUAUGCAAAUAAAAGACGUGGCCCAAUAGAGUCUGAUUAUCGUCAAAGGAAAUCUUAAUAUAAAAGCAAACGCAUCCGGAUAUACAAGAACACUCGUAAGCAACACCUGUUGAUAUCAAGUUCAAGAGCCGGCAAUAAAACAAUACAAAAUGUCCAAGCAAGUUGUUAACGAAUUCCAUGUGGCGCCCGUUUGGCUUACACGUGAUUAUGUCGAACAGAAACUGCGAUUGCAUCUCAAGGAUAAGACUCUACAGCUGCAGGAGUUGCAGAUUCAGCCAGCCACAGCCAAUGGAGAAAAUUAUUCAAGUGUGAUGACGCGCAUAAAUGUGAAAUACAUGGACAAAACUGGGAAGAACACGAAGGAUACAUACCUGGUGAAGACUACAUUUGCUGACAAGGAUCCGACGGCUUAUUUGCUGGAGCCCUACGGCAUUUAUGUCCGAGAAAUGAACAUGUAUGAAGAAGUGCUGCCCAAGAUGUCAGAUAUUCUGAAGCAGAGCCUCGGCGAUCAUUACCAGCAGUUGUUUGCAGGUACAAUGAAUGUGGAUCGAGAGCGUAAUUCGAUCAUAUUUCAGGAUCUCUCCUUGGAAAACUUUUUUGUGGCUGAUCGUAUAAAGCAAUUGGAUCGCGAGCACGCUCAAUUGGCAUUGGAAAAACUGGCCUUAUUCCAUGCAGCUUCCACGGUGCUUAACCAAAGGCAACCUGGCAUAUUUGCCGAUAAAUACGAACGAUGCUUCUUCAAUAAACACACCCGAGGAUAUCAGCCCAUGAUGGAGAAUAUGAUAAAAGCUUUGCAACUAUCCCUUAGAGAUGAUGAGGAACUGUAUCCACGCUAUGGAGAAAAGCUCAAAAGAGUCGCUGAACAUAUUAUGGAAUAUUGCGAAAGACUAAUGGAACCAAAGCAGGACGAUUUUUUGACCUUGUGCCACGGUGAUCUUUGGACAGCGAAUAUGAUGUUCCAUAACAACGCACAAGGAAGACCUGACAAUGUGUUAUUAAUAGAUUUUCAGUUUAGUGUCUGGAACUCACCGGCUAUAGAUUUGCAUUACUUUUUCUGCACAUCUUUCCAAGACGACCUUUGCCAUACCGAAAUGGUUCAAUUCUAUUAUACAAAACUUGUUCAGGCUUUGAAGAAUCUCAACUUCAAGGGCCACAUACCAAGUCUUUUUGACUUUCAGCUACAGUUCCAAGCUCGUGCUUUUUAUGGUAUUUUUGCAGCCUUUGCUUUUCAACCUUGCAUGUUGCAUAUUGGAAAAGACGAGUUUUCCAUAAGAAGAGCAAUUUGUCCCUCAAAAGAAGCUGAAGCAGUGCGAAUUUCUCUUUAUAAAACCGAAAUCAUGCGACAGAAAAUUAAGAGGUUUUUGCCAAUUUUUGAUCGCUUGGGUUUGUUGGAUGAUAUGUAAAUUUAUUUUUAAAUGA